Messenger RNA from Microthlaspi erraticum, 1512 nucleotides. The record is from the annotation of a GenBank genome assembly. Lineage: Eukaryota; Viridiplantae; Streptophyta; Magnoliopsida; Brassicales; Brassicaceae.
AUGCCACGUGUAUCCACUCCCUCCUAUCCACGUAAGCGUCUGGAAGAUAGAGGCGCGCCAAGAAGAAGAAUCCCUCUCCAUCCUUGUUGUCUCUGUAAAACUUGUAUGCUUCCAUCAAUGGCUUUUCCGUUGUCUUCUUCCACCGUCGUCUCUCUCCACUCUUUACCUCUUAACCGCAGAUUCCUCUUCGUAAAACGCAAUUCACCCUUCAGUCGAACAAGUUCCGUAGAUUUACGCAUGCGCUUGCACUCUACAUCCACCAAGUUUAGCGCCAAGGAACUUAUAGCUUCGUGCGAAUCUUCAAUUGAUUCGAAUUCGAAACCUUUAGAAGCUGGAUCUAAGAAUAUAGAGAAAUUGGUAGCAACGAUCCUGAUAUUUGUGCAAGUAUGGUCUCCAUUGCCCUUGUUUGGUCUAGACUAUGCUUACGUGUCCCCUGCAGAGGCUGUUCUUUACUCUCCGGACACAAAAGUUCCAAGAAGUGGAGAGCUUGCUCUGAGAAGAGCCAUUCCUGCUAAUCCAAACAUGAAGACUAUUCAGGCUUCAUUAGAAGAUAUAUCAUAUCUUUUGAGAAUCCCACAAAGAAAGCCUUACGGUACAAUGGAGAGCAAUGUAAAGAAAGCUCUCAAGGUGGCUGUGGAAGAGAAGGAUUCGAUAUUGGCUAGUAUACCAGCAGACUUGAAAGACAAGGGCUCACAGCUCUACGCAUCUCUUAUUGAAGGCAAGGGUGGACUUGAAGCACUUAUAAAAUCAAUAAAGAAUCAAGAUCCUGAUAAAGUGUCCAUUGGCCUGGCAUCAUCACUUGACACUGUUGCUGAACUGGAGCUAUUACAAGCAUCUGGAUUGUCAUUCUUGCUUCCUCAGCAAUACUUAAACUAUCCCAGGUUAGCAGGAAGAGGAACAGUGGAAAUCACCUUUGAGAAAGGUGAUGGUUCAACAUUUUCAGCUGAAACUGGUGGCGAUCAAAGAAAAAGUGCUACCAUCCAGGUUGUUAUAGAUGGAUAUUCAGCACCACUAACAGCAGGGAACUUCGCAAAACUGGUAAGUAGCGGAGCAUAUGAUGGAGUGAAGCUGAAUACGGUGAACCAAGCUGUGAUCACAGAGGAUAAGAGUGGUGAUAAAGUGGAGAGUGUUAGUGUUCCAUUGGAAGUAAUGCCUUCUGGACAGUUCGAACCUCUCUACAGAACACCAUUGAGUGUCCAGGAUGGAGAGUUGCCAGUUCUUCCUCUUUCGGUUUAUGGAGCUGUUGCAAUGGCGCACAGCGAAAACUCGGAUGAAUACUCUUCUCCUUACCAGUUCUUCUUCUACCUUUACGAUAAAAGAAACUCUGGCUUAGGAGGUUUAUCAUUUGACGAAGGGCAUUUCUCGGUUUUCGGAUACACAACAGGAGGAAGAGAGAUUCUUGGACAGAUCAAGACAGGAGAUAUCAUCAAAUCUGCAAAACUAGUUCAAGGCCAAGAUCGCCUUCUUUUGCCUCCUCAGAACAACAGCAACAACAAUGACUCAUCCACUUGA